CCUAUUAUUUGACGCGAUGCUGUCUCUGGUCUCUAACUUACCAACAAUAAACUUCAUCGUACAGCGUAUCCUUAGGACGAGACUUAGGUGUCCUACUGAGGAGCGACAAAUUUUUUCCGCAACUUGGAAUCCCAAUUCUUUCGGCGUCUAGUCGAACUGAUCAAUGAGUCUGCCGACCGCGAGAGAAAGUCUCGGCAGAGCUUAUGCACAUGGAAGAUCCACUUCCAGCUAUUCGUCUUGAAUGGACGGAGUGACCACACUGUGCCGGCCAAUUGAAAGUCCCAUAGCACAACAGGUUUUGUGUUGAUUUCUUAUUGGAAAGUGAAGACACCAAGCUUGGACGAUGACCUCGUGUUCAGAAAUUCCUUGUCCAUGGAAUUGAGAAUGAUCUACCAGCGGAUGGUCUCCCAAGACGUGAAAGUGAUGUGCCUUAGCGUGCGUUUCACGACUUCCAACGAAUGAGCAUCGUAGUUCAAGAGAUUUCUAAGCGCAUCACGAAGUAGGGGAGCCAACCUUCAAAGUGGGCGGGCCAGAAACAGGACUCUGUUUCUGUUCUAGUUCUGCAGUCUACUUUGUGAACUGCGUAGAACGAGCACUUAGUUCGUGGCUGAAGCAGUAGGGCAUGACGAUAUGAGUUGAGACAUAAUGAGAUGUUUACACGCUGCCAACCCUUCUAUGUCUCGAACUACCGCCAAGCAUUAUUUGACCGAAGCUUUUAAGAUAUUCAUCGACGGAAUGCGUGACAUUUCUAUGAUUUACUUCUAAGUUCAGCACAUAUCGAGAUGUCGAAUCGAUAGCGGGAAUUACUACCCAUUGCUGGGCAACUGUGCACCAGAGUGUCUCUGAGCCUUAGUCCUCUGAAUUUUCUUGAAUUCAGUACUUUCGGAGAAGUACGAUCCAAACAACUGAUGAAACCAAGACAAUUGACCGUGUGAAUGAAUUGCGGGUUUGGUCCGCUCGAAAUUGGUUGCAUGAGGAGUGUAGGAACUGGUGACAUGUCACGAAAGAAGGAAAAAUUUUCAUCGAAAUAGCAAAUAGCUUGUUACCAAUGCUCCUCAGAGUGAUUAUCAAAACGGAAUUGCAAGACGUCUGUUACAGAGAUACAUACUCUGAAGCAGCCAGAUUCGAACAGAUUGUAAAAUGCAGAGUUUUAGAACUUUGUUGAGAAAAUGUCGGGAAGAGUAUGAACUUGGUGAAAACCUGCGGGAAUUUGUGAGGUGAAUCUAGGGAUCAGACAAUUCCUACAAUUACCGGUGGUUCAAAAUCGCAAUAUUCCGUUUUGUGGCUGGCUAUUCCGCACCUGAAACGCAAUAAGGCUGUCAAGAGGAACCCAUCUCAGGCUGUGUAGGCAGCAAACAUUGCAGAGCUAGGUUCGCUGUUGCAUCCUAGGGUGCUGAUAAGUGACCAUUUUUUGCUCCCAAGUCGCCUUUGCUUUCAGUUCCCGAUGCUUUGGGCGUGAAGAGGCAGGCUGAGGGAUUUGCAACCGAUUUCAUCUCUUAGAUAAGAAUAAAAGUGUUUACUCUGCCUCUCGUCAUCGACCCAUCAGCGUUGAGCCCUUCAGUUGCAAGUAGUCACCAUGGACCGGGCGGAGGCACUGCGCGAGGAAGAGAAGGCGGACCAUGCAAUGCGCCGGACGAAUCGCCGUUCCAGCUGGGCGCAAUUGAACCAGCGGGAUGCGCAAGACAGUCUAAACAAUGCCAUUGAUAAAAUUCAAGAGUCCUUGAGGAAGGGUUCUAUGGCAACCGAAGUGAAAGUCACUGCCGACAACUUACGGAAUUCUACCCAAGGACGAAAAGACGGUCUCAGCAAGCAGAUUCUACUCGAUCUUCAAAGUCGCUUUAUUGCAGUGGAGGAUACAAGUCAAGGGUUACUUGACAAGGAUGGAUUUAUCAAAGCCUGCAUGAGUAUCAAAGGAUUUGCAGAAAAGAUGAGUAAGAAGCAGAUCGCCGAUCUCUUCAUGAAGAUUGAUGCAAACAGCAUCGGUGUUAUUGGCUUUGAUGAUUUCACGAGCUAUAUUCUCGUGCAGCAGUUAUCCCAAGAAGCAGAGCCAGCGUCGGAGCAUACAACCUUUAUCAAAGUCAAUACGUUUGGAAGUAAAAAGUUUGGACGUUGUGAUUUUGAAGACUCAGAGUCAGAAGACUCCGGUAAUGAUGAUGAUAGAAUAGAACGUGACUCUGAAGAACCCAUUUCAUUCAAGGCUGACGUUGGUGGCAAGAGAGGGAAUAUAGACAAAAUUGCCCGGGCAGCUAACAUUAUUGAGAAAACUCUUCUUCUGGGUCCUCUUGAUACUUAUGUGACAGCUACUCAGAGAGGGCUGCUCAAGUUGUGGUCUGCAAACACCUUAAAGCCCUUACGAGCGGUGCUAAAUGGAAAUGGUGCAUGGAUCACAGACAUGGUGGUCAUGGCACAUCAACCUCUUGCAGUCUUCUCUCUCGACCGAAGUAUUACGUUUUAUGACACAGGACGAUUAUCGUUUGAUGUUCUUGGCCGGAUUGAGAAUCUUGUGAAUGCACCCAUGUGUGCUACAUGGCUGCGGGUUGCUGAAAGUGACAAACUGCUCUAUGGUGACGACCGGGGAAUCGUUCACACUUACACUUUUACAGACGAAUGGGGCGGAGAUAGCGACAAAGGCUUCGGAAUUGCAGAUAAAGUUUUACCUCCUGGAAUGACCGAAAACAUACCUUGGGUACUGCAUAGCGAUUGGGUGACGCGAAUUCGAUACAUGGCUCACUCCAACUCAUUGCUGACCGCAUCUAUGGAUGGAAAUCUGCUCAUGCUGGACUUUGAGAAGAGGAUCCCCAAGUGGACCGCAAAAGAGCAUGCUCAUGGUAUAUAUGGAUGUGAGUACUGCAGGAGCUACAACUUUAUUGUAACGUGUGGGCUAGAGAGAUAUAUAAAUAUCUGGAAUCCCUUUACAGCUAAAUUGAUGGGCGUGUUACACGGACAUGAAGCUUCAGUACUGGAUGUGGUCGUUAAUGAAACAGACAACCAAAUUGUGAGCAUCGCUGCUGAUAGCGUAAUCAAAGUCUGGGACAUGCGCAGCAGUCGUUGUCUACAAACUAUAAUUGAAAAGACUGAACUGCCAACGAGAAACAACAUUAUGUAUGACAAUCAAAGACAAGUCCUUCUUUGUGGAGGUGCAACGCUGGAAAUGUGGCAUAAAAGGAAAGCUAGAGAAGCAAGGACUUCAAAGCUUUGCGGAUGUCUGUACAAUUCUCUGUUCCGCCAGGUAGUUGUUGGAGAGGUUGAUUCAUUAAUAAUGGUUUGGAGUAUUGAUACCGGCGAAGACGUUUUCACAUUUUCGGACGCGCUCAGGGGCACCAAGCUGUCAGCGAUGGCAUUUGAUCAGUCUCAACGAAGAUUGUUGCUAGCGGGCCAGGACGGAAGUUUGCGGAUGUGGAAUUUCAACAAUGGAGAAUGCUUGAAGGAGUUCCAUGGGUUCGGCCAGGAUGAAAUCAAUGCUGCUUGUUGCUUGGUGGAGACAAAGAACAUGUUUGUUAUUGCGGUCGGCUGGAACAAUAAGGUCUGCAUGUGGCACGAUGGAACGAGGGCAAGAGAAAACGUUAUCAAGAGAAUGCAAGGUCAUUCAGAUGAUGUUGUGUGUGUUACCAAUUUACCACCGAGCAACAUAGCCACCGGAGGCUGUGAUGGCAAGAUCAUAAUUUGGAAGCUGGAUGGAAUUAUCAAGUGUCAACUGCGUGCUCCUGAGGCGGAAGACUCAGAUUUUGAUGAGAGUACCAUUUUAGAUCUUCUCUACUUGCAAAAGCUCGGUAAGGUGGUUGUUGCCUCUAUCGCAAAUGGACAUCUCCACUUUUGGCGCCUUCACGAUUGCAAACGGGUGUAUGACCUUCAAACGAACCACUACAAUUCGCCAGGACCCAUUUGCGUGGAUGCUAACAAUGAAGUUAUAUAUACUUGUGACUGUAGAGGAUAUGUGAAGGUCUGGAGCUUGAAAGAUUGUCACUUUAAUUUGACUGAUACGAUUCCAUCGGUCAUACCAGACCCGGCGACUUUCCGAGCCCACCAUGAAACUGUAGUGAGCAUGGCUUUUGCAGAUCAGGAUAGACUACUGGUGACGACAUCACUAUAUGGAACAAUCCGUCUGUGGACAGAAGUUGGAAUUCGGAUCGGUCAAUUUGGACAAACGACCGUGUGGGAUUUGUCAAACUCUCACACAUGGAAGGCCAGGGAAGCAUCUUACCUCUCUCCUGCCCUGCAUCGGAAAGGUAUGGAUUCUGCUUUGCUUCGGCCAUCAGGUGGCAGAGUUCUUGGAAGCAGAGCAUCGAGAAUGAGUGUAAGAUUUUCUGAGAGUGGCACGGGUAGUCGCGUUUCAUUCGAAGAUGAAAUAAAAGCAGCAAUUCAAGCAGCUGAAGCUAUGCCUGCCCCAGAAAUAGAGCUAACUUACGAAGAAAAGAAACAAAAAGUUCUCGAUUAUGGACCACCGUGGUUGAGACUGGAGUCGUGGUAUAACCCUCUGCGAACGUCCAUUGACCGUCAGCUACCUUACAAGAAUUUGACCUCCAUAGGACCACUUUUACCUGCUGACCUCUCUGACUUCGCUAAAGAGAAAGGGCUGAAGAUAUGUGGACCGGGAUCUAUAGCCAGAGGGCAAUCUCUUAUUGUCAACAACUGGAGAUCACCGCUGAGAAGGAGAACGAGACAAAGUCAGGUUCAAGCAAACAAGGGGGAGACUCCGAAGGUGUGAAAAUGCUUGUCUGGUGAUUUCAUGUCUCCACUGUUGACAGAAGUACUCAAGGCAAUAUCAUGAUCGGCAGGAACUUUUGUGCCGACAUCAGAAAUUUGUUCAACACGAGGGAAAGACUCGAGUGAAUUAUAGUGAGAGAACGAUAGUAGUAGAAAAUAUAUCAUUCAAGAGUGGAUUUGGCCUUGUUCCGGAAAGGUUUGAAAACAUUUUCCAGUAGUAUGACUUCAGAGAGGUCCGACUAUUGAGAGAUGUAGCAACGUCUGCUCUGCAGUUAGGAAGGUACUACAAUGGAAUGAAAACUCACGUAGCCAAGCACUAAAAGCCCAUUAUUAUCAAUCUGUAAUGACCCAUCUUAAUACGGUAUAAUUCAUCACCUGCACCAGGCAGAGAGGCUAGUAACAUGUUCUCGACUCCACGAGCCUUACGUUGGGGCGAGAUGCUCCGUCACAUGUUUUUCAACAGAAGUGCUCAACACUUAAGACAAGGCUAUCCGAUUAAAAGUAAUCAAUUCAAUAUCAUGACUGC
Marchantia polymorpha subsp. ruderalis is the source of this 5230-nucleotide messenger RNA. NCBI's taxonomy places the organism in Eukaryota, Viridiplantae, Streptophyta, Marchantiopsida, Marchantiales, Marchantiaceae. The record is from the annotation of a GenBank genome assembly.